This is a messenger RNA of Entelurus aequoreus (snake pipefish), 4286 nucleotides long. Its product is annotated as double-stranded RNA-specific editase B2-like. The transcript has 9 exons. Bases 74 to 2014 code for a protein of 646 amino acids. Lineage: Eukaryota; Metazoa; Chordata; Actinopteri; Syngnathiformes; Syngnathidae. The record is from RefSeq and is a predicted model, not a curated record. Gene Ontology annotation, molecular function: tRNA-specific adenosine deaminase activity; double-stranded RNA adenosine deaminase activity; double-stranded RNA binding. Gene Ontology annotation, biological process: RNA processing; adenosine to inosine editing. Gene Ontology annotation, cellular component: nucleolus; cytoplasm.
UACACAAACACACACACACACACACACACACACACACACACACACACACACACAUACAACACAUUAAUAUAGCAUGGAGGUGUGUGAUGUAUCAGGCACCAGGAGGAAGAGGCGGAGGAAGAGGAGGAGUAGAACUACAGGGCCUAGCAGUGUGGAGGAUUACCAAGACCAAGUGGACUACCAUCAUCCAUCAAACCAUUGUGGACCCUCCAAGAGAAAGCAACCAUUAAUAGACCACAAGAAACAACAGUUUCCGUGUCAGAGAAUCUCCUGGACGUUGGCUCGUAAGACCGCCGUGGCACGUCUGAACGAGCUGACACCUGGUCUGCACUACGAGGUUACAUCAAAGACCGGACCCCCGCAUGCUCCUGUGUUUUCCGUGGGUGUGGAUGUGAGUGGUCUUCACUUUGAAGGCCGUGGGGCCACAAAGAAAAAGGCUAAGAUGAGGGCUGCUGAGAUAGCCCUUAAGUCCUUCAUCCAGUUCCCGGAUUGCUCACAGGCUCACACCACCAUGGAGGACAUCAGGACCACCAGUGCGGAUUACACGAGAGACCACUUGGACCAGUUUGAAGUGUUUGGUUCAGAGGAUGAACGCUGCACCUUCAUCAUGGAAAAGAAGAAGGAGGUCUUCACUCAAGUCCUCAGCUCCUCUCUUUUAGGACAUCUUAGUCCGAUGGCGCUGCUCGACAGACUGCGACCAAGACUGCAUUACUUCUGCCUGACAGAGCGACUUCACUGCCGGCCCGCCAGGAGGUUCAUGGGGGUGGUCCGGGUAGACGGGAGGUUCUUUGAGGGGUGCAGCCACAGUAAAAGACUGGCCAAGGAGCGGGCGGCGGCCUUGGCUCUACGCAGCUUGUACAACGUAAGCGUGGGCCCUGACAGGACGCUGCUGGACAUUCACGGCACCACACGGGAACUACCUCUGUUCUUUGCCGAGUCCCUCUUCCAGCUGGUGACACUGAAACGCCACCAGCUGAUGGAUGACAGCGUCUCUGGCCACAAAGUAAUGGCUGCCAUCAUCAUGACCACAGGAUUUGACCCGAGAUCAGCUGAGGUGGUUUCUAUGGCAUCAGGGACCAAACAAUUGGAUGUUUGCAGUCACGACUGUACAGUACGCGACUGUCAUGCCGAGGUCCUCUGUAGGAGGGCGCUGCUGAGAUUCUUCUACGCUCAGCUGGAGCUGCUCAGUCAUCCUGAGUCCAUCUUUGUCCCGUCAACAAGCGGCGGCGUUUUCCGACUGCGAGACGGCGUCCGAUUCCACAUGUACGUGACCUCGUCGCCAUGCGGGGACGCUCGUCUCAACUGUCCCUACGAGACCAACGGCUCAUACGCCAACAGAAGGUUGCACUGUCACCUCAGGAAGAAAGCGAUUGGGGGCGAGGGCACGCUGCCCAUCACAGCCAAUCAGAAGAGAGAGGCUGUGUUGUCGGGUAAACCUGAAGGCAGCAUGUCCUGCACUGACAAAAUAGCAAAGUGGUGUGUUGUCGGCCUGCAGGGGGCGCUCUUGUCACACUUGUUGGAGCCUGUCUACCUGCACAGCCUGACCGUGGGGACGCUGAGUCACACGGGUCACCUGCACCGGGUCAUAACGCGCCGCCUGGCACCCGUCAGACGCCCCCCGUACCCGUACAGACGUCAGCAGCCGCUCCUCGCCUGGGCCCGCAGUGGCGAGCGGCGUGCAGCUGGGAAAGCAUGGGGCGCCAGCAUCAACUGGAGUCUCGGCGAUGAAAACGUGGAGGAGAUCAGCGCGUCGUCAGGCAGACACUCGUGCUGCGGAACCCCGUCGAGGCUCAGUCGACGCCGUUUGUUCGCCCGCUGGCAGUGGCUGCACGAGCAGAUGAGAGGUUGGACGCCAGAGGACGCCGAGAAGACGCACGCCGGCUGGAAGGAGGCAGCCGGACAGUACCAAGGGGUCAUGCAGCGGUUUAAGGAAGCUCUGCAGAGUGCCGGCCUCGGAGUUUGGACCCGGAAAGUUCCAGAAGAAAAGAGUCAUUUUGACGUCAUGGAGGUUUAGCUUAUUAGCACUCAGGUUUCUUAGAGAGGGUGUGAGACACACCUUCAUGACAUCUGCUUGAAAGCAUUAAAGGAAAUGAAUGCUAGCUUGUUGUAAGGCUAGAAUAUUUUAGUUUACUUAUAUUAAUUUACUUUAGCUUACAAAGCAACCAAAACAGUUGUUUUGAUUGUACUCAUUAAAAAAACUUUCCUUGAUCUUCUGUUGAUUGGAUGUAGCUUUUAUCCAUUUGAAUGUUAAAGAUGAGUGAAUACAUGUAAAAAAUAUGUACUACAUCAUGAUUUUCCCUUUAAAUUAGUCUUAUCAUACAUAAUUUAUAUGACAAUUUUGAAUAUACAGGGUGCCAUGCGUGUCUGAACACAAAAUGUAUUAUACAACUAUAAAUUGUAAUCUGAUAGAAAUCUGGUCUUUCGAAUUCAACGAUUAUUUGUAAUCCAUUUUAAAUGACUUAACAUGUUCAAUUUAAUUAUCGUUUAGUUUGUUUAGAGCAGUGAAUCUCAAACUGUGGUACUUGUACCAUCUAGUGGUAUCCCAAAUAAUUACUUAAUUAAAUAUUCAAACCAAGUGUUACUGUUCAAACUCUGUGUAAUGUUACAGUGGCCCAAAAUAUUUAAUAUACUUGUUAGAUAAAAACUUCUGCCUUGUUUUUAAUGAAUAUUUAGACCUACUACGCCGCUGUAUUUUAAUGUUGGGUCAUUAUAGUGGUACUUAGAAUGCCAAGGGUUUUCUGAGGUGGUACUUGGAGAAAAAAAAUUGAGAACCACUGGUUUAGUGUAAUUUUUUCAUUAACUAAUUAUUAUCUAAUUAAUUACAACCUUUUUUUGUGUAUAUUUAUACGUCCAGAUUUUAGGGCCACUGUAAUAGCAUUUGCGGUCAUGACUGAGGAUCUAAAGAGAUAUCACAAAUAAGUUUUACAAUGAGAUGCAAGGAUGUAAGUAGUCAUGAUUAUUUUAAUGAUUGAAAAGAAAUCAUAAACGUUGAGUGAAGAAGAAAAUUGCUUUAUUAACAUGUAACAACGUGUUACACACCUAACACUGACAAAAAUGCACUUCAAUGAUUUAAAGGUUUUAUUGUGUGUGUUGUGUGAAUACUGUCUAAAGUGUGCUGAGUACUACUACUAGUAUUACUUUGAAUCCAUAAAAGGUAAAUGCUGAUGAACAUGAACAUAGUAUUACUCUUGAAAUAUUUGUCAGUCAAAGUACAUAUUUGGGAUUUCAUUGUGAGGGAAUACAAUGUUUAAAAAUAAAAUACACAAUCAGUCAAAAUGGAUGAAAUACACUUGACGUGAUGCUCUUUAUAUAUUACAUUUCAUAUGAUGAAAAAAAUUUGAAAGAACUUUACAUGAGCUACGCAAGUUAUGACUAACAAACAAUUGACAUUUAACACUUUUGUUGUUCGGAAGUUCCCACAAAAGGCAAAAAUUCACAACUUGUUAUUAAGAAAUCACUACUGAGUGUCUCCUCAUGCUGCUAUGUUAGAAUUUGAAUUUCUACAUUCUCAAUUACUUUCUUCUCCAAUAGGAGAUCUUUCGGAAAAUGUGGGCUUUUCCACUUGUUAUUUUACCAUUUUUUUCUUUUACAGUGAUAAAUAAAUGAUAAAUGGGUUAUACUUGUAAAGCGCUUUUCUACCUUCAAGGUACUCAAAGUGCUUUGAUAGUAUUUCCACAUUCACCCAUUCACACACUGAUGGCGGGAGCUGCCAUGCAAGGCGCUAACCAGCAGCCAUCAGGAGCAAGGGUGAAGUGUCUUGCCCAAGGACACAACGGACAUGACUAGGAUGGCAGAAGGUGGGGAUUGAACCCCAGUAACCAGCAACCUUCCGAUUGCUGGCACAGCCACUCUACCAACUUCGCCAGUGCAAUCUUUUCAAACGUCCCUCUACCGGAAUAGUAACAUUAAUAAAAUUUGCAGAGAUAUAUCGUGUAGCAUGGCAGCAUGCUGAGACAUCAGCGCAUAAUAAAUAAAACAACGUUUAAAACGUAUUACUGUUCCUUUAAAUGUGGGCGAGGCUUCUUUCUGACGCUUUAUGUAAGCUGACACUUUAGGCCAGUAGGGGGCAGCACAUUAGCUAACACUAACUUGGCAAUAUUACGCAUAGACAUCUAUAAGUAGAUCAUAGACAUAUACGAACAGAUCAUAGACAUACAGUAUGCGUAACAAAUAGGGAUGUAUAUCAUUAGGACUUUAUUAAUACUGAUACCAAUAUCGAUAUUACUUAUCGAUACCGGUAUUCUUCAGUACUCUUAUUGGUACUGUAUGUAAUUGGUGUAAAUAAA